AUGGAUCCUUCCGAAGAGAAUGACUGGGGCAUUGCAGAAUCAGACAGAGAAGCAUCGCAGUCAUCGCACACUACACUGGGCCGUGACGUCGAUUUCGCAGCCUCUGAUCAGCACGACGGGGAUCUAUUCGUCAAACAAGAGGGAUAUACAGACAGAUUCGUACUCGAUGCACCAGGUUCAGACUGCGAGUCAGGCUACGAGUCGCUUAGCGAUAGCGAGUACUCCGAUGAUGGCUCUGAGUCGGAGAUGAGAGAAGAGGGUCACCAGGUUACACCGAAACCGACGACGAACCUCAAACCCCAGAAGAGGAAGAGGGCCCCAAGACGAAAGAAUGCCAGAGAUUACGUCGAGAGAGUGGUAAACGAUAAGAUUCUAAGAAGCCUAAGAAAUGAGGUACGAAAGGAACUCGCCAAGAAGAGGCCGAUCAGUCAUGAACUUUUAGACAUUGUGCCUCCGAAGGCCAAAAGACCGAGAAGAACGAGGGAGAUGAACUCAAACGCAAUGCCGACGACCAGUCACCCCCCUGAAGCGUCUCAGGAUGCUAUCAAGGCUCCUUCAAUUUGUUUACCUCUUAGUAAAAUGACAAAGGUUUCGAGCGCAGCGAGGCAAAGAGACAUUUCUCAGAGGAAGAAUACUGGAAACGACAAUCGCCGGAGUGGCACCCAGGGUCGGGACGUCAACGAGGGUAGGAAAGUCUUCGGGCAUGGCAUGAUCGAGUCCUACACAGAUUUGGCGAACAACAGCCGCCGCUACGGCCUUAAGGGCAUGGUCAAGAGCACAAAGCUUAUUGAGUGGCAAUUAACGCCAGCUGCGUGGAUGGUGAAACGGGAAAAUGGUCUCGCACCGCCGUACGGCGGUGUUCUGGCCGACCAGAUGGGCAUGGGAAAGACGAUGGUGUCCUUGGCGUGCAUCGUCGGCAACCCUCCUACGAACGCCUCAUCGGACGGGUUUUCUGGGGCGACCUUGAUCAUCGCACCCAAAGAGGUGGUUGCGAGGCAGUGGCAGCAAGAGAUUUCCGCUCAUGUGGAAUGCAUCGGCCCUAAGGAGGUUUACUAUUAUAAACGCAAGAUUCAUGCAGCCUCUGGUGGCGACAUCUCGCGUUACAAGAUCGUCAUCACAACCUACCAGGAGUUGGUGCUCAGCCUUCCUUCUGAUCAAGUCAUGAGGAAACUCAAGAAAGACUUCUUCAAUGCUUGCAACUUUUUAACGACCAAAAACAUAUGGCUUCUCAGCGCAACGCCUUUGAUUGACAAAGCAGAUAAAGAAACGUUUUCUAUCGUCAAGACGCUCCGAGUUGAGAACAUGAAGACGAAAGAAGACUUCAAAGCCGCGUUUCCGGAAUCGUCAACUCAACUUGACGCCCUGAUGUACGUCUGCACCUACAGACGGACUGAAAAAGAUGAGUUCCUCGGCGAGCCAAUCCUUAGGAACAUGGCGCCCUUCAAAACUGAAGUCAGAUGGGUUGAGCUAUCCAAGCAAGAAAGGUUGGCCUACGAUCUGAUGACAGAAGCUUACGGUAAGUCUGAGGAUAAGGAAAUCAGCAAGAAACUCAAAAGCAUUCGUACGACUCGCCAGAGACAGUUCAUUUCACACCCCUAUGGCAUCGAGAAAGGCCUCAGGACGGAGCUCGCACCUGAACUACUAGAACAUAUGUUCAACAGUCUGGGAGUCUUCAGCGACGGCGUGGCCGGGGAUGGUGUCCCAAUGGGACAACAACUUUCCCUACGAUCUCUAAUUCGUUACACACAUAACGAGGCUACGAUGAGCUUCAACAAGUGUGGCAUUUGUGGAAUAGGGAGCAUUGAAGAACCACAGAUCAUCGACACAUUUGUUCCUCAGUGCAACCACGUUUUCUGCCGCGACUGUCUUCGAGACACAUGGCAAUUCAAAGCAAAGGAGGGCGUCUGCCAACAAAAGGGCUGCAAAACCGACUACGAUAAGGAGGUUGAUGUCAGAAUGGUCAUGACCCUCGCCACCAAGGAGGCUGAAUGCGACAGACUGGAUGAGACCGAGGCCGCAGCAGACCCAUCAUCGUCAGCCCAGACUCUGUCUUCUGGUAGAGGAUUGAAAAGAAAGAAAACUGUUGGCAAGCCUUCGCAGGUGGCAAGAGAAAGGCAAAUGAGGGCAUUCAUCAACAAGAAGUACGGGGCUGAUUUCAAUGGCGUGCUCCCAAAACUUGCAGACGAAGGCAUUUCCUUCAUCAAGCAAGGAAUGCGAGAGAACGAAGGCAAGAUGCCUCUCGGCACCAAGCUCACUGUGGCAAUGAACCUGAUCGUUCAGUACCAGCAAGAGCGAAUCAAAGUUUGGGACAAGAAUGAUAUAAACCAGAGAAGAUACGAGAUCCAGAGCCCAAAAACCAUCGUCUUCCACGAGUUCACCAAGACUGCCGUAGCUUUGGGUAUAGCUUUGAACGCCAAGGAUAUUACAUUUGUCUACCUCAAUGGGGGCUUGACAGAGACUCAGAAGAAGAAAGCCAUCGAUGCCUUCCAGGAGAACAAAGAUAUCAAAGUCUUGAUCGCAUCCUUCAGAAUCGGCGGUCAAGCUUUGAAUCUUACUUGCGCAAGCAAGAUCAUCCGCAUCGACUCGUGGUGGAACGAGUCGGCUGAGAAGCAGGCCGACGGCCGAGUCCACCGCGUCGGCCAGAUGCAAGUUGCGUCGUCGGUUGACAUAAAGGUCAAGGAUACCGUCGAUGAUCGCAUCUGCGAAUUGCAGGCCGCGAAGUCCGAAAAGAUUGAUCAUUGCCUCCAAGAUGACGGUCAUAGCAUCCAGCUCUUUAGCGAGCUUGAACUCAUCAAGUUGACAGCUCCACAGCGAUACAAGGAGCUGGUCGAGUUGCAGCUUGGCGUUAUCAGAGAAGAAGAUGCUGCGGAGAGAAUUUGGGUCCCGAGCUGA
Messenger RNA from Colletotrichum paranaense, 2892 nucleotides. RefSeq lists its product as uncharacterized. The record is from RefSeq and is a predicted model, not a curated record. The transcript has 10 exons. NCBI's taxonomy places the organism in Eukaryota, Fungi, Ascomycota, Sordariomycetes, Glomerellales, Glomerellaceae. The coding region runs from base 1 to 2892 and encodes 963 amino acids. Gene Ontology annotation, biological process: DNA repair. Gene Ontology annotation, molecular function: ATP binding; ATP-dependent chromatin remodeler activity. Gene Ontology annotation, cellular component: nucleus.